This is a messenger RNA of Kuraishia capsulata CBS 1993, 309 nucleotides long. RefSeq lists its product as uncharacterized. The transcript has a single exon. Bases 1 to 309 code for a protein of 102 amino acids. The record is from RefSeq and is a predicted model, not a curated record. Lineage: Eukaryota; Fungi; Ascomycota; Pichiomycetes; Pichiales; Pichiaceae.
AUGCCGAAAUGUGCGAAGAUGGAUUGUCUAGAGAGGCACGCCUAUUUAGAAAUACAGAACCGAGGGGGGAUUAUCCCCAUGCAAAUUGAUCCCUUCAUAACUGAAUGGCCGAUUGUCUCUGAAUCAGGAAGACUUGGAAACCGCAAAAGACAAAAAAUACAAUGUAAAGGAAGACGGCACCGAAUACCGUUUUGGCGACACUUGGAGUUGUUAGUGUGUCUGCAUGGACAGUGCAGAAUAAGUGAAACUUACGCUUUUCCGUCUUCGGGAUCGGUGAUCGACCCAACCAUCGACUCAUGGUUGUUAUAG